This is a messenger RNA of Rhipicephalus microplus (southern cattle tick), 1909 nucleotides long. RefSeq lists its product as uncharacterized. The record is from RefSeq and is a predicted model, not a curated record. Gene Ontology annotation, molecular function: lipid carrier activity. Lineage: Eukaryota; Metazoa; Arthropoda; Arachnida; Ixodida; Ixodidae. Gene Ontology annotation, biological process: lipid transport.
UAUCAGUAACGCAGGAAGCGAUACUAUAUAACACCGUCGGCGUCCGGCAUGGUAAACAAGCUGCAGCCCCACGCUCCUAGCUAGGACUUGCAGGGCCAAAAGAUGCACGUCCUCAUCAGCGGCGUCCCGUUGUUGCUCCUGGCAGCUGCGGCGAACGCCAUUCCCCUCGAUUUAGUGCCCGCGAACCAGUCCUCAGGUGGUGUGGUCUACGAGGUUCACGCCACCAUCACCCUGGAGAGUCCCGAGCUGAAUGUGGACGAGGGCACAAAGUUGCAGUACGCUGGAGACCUGGCCGUCUACGCGGUCGGCAAGGACACGUACCAGGCACGCUUUCUUAACUUCUCGAUGGUCACUUCAACGAAAACGGCGUGUCCAGGUUGCAGCUUGGAGACCUUGAUCAUCGCGCCCCCCGAAAGACGUUACCCACCUCCCAAAGCUGUCAAUGAUCCCGACAAAUCGCAGGUCCGUCCACUGGUAUUGGAGACACUGAUUAUCGCACCGCCCGAAAGACGUUACCCACCGCUCACAGCUGUCAACAAUGCUGACCAAUCGCAGGUCCGUCCACCGGUUCAAGAGACACUGAUCAUCGCACCCCCCGAAAGACGUUACCCACCUCUCAGAGCUGUCAAUGAUGCUGACCAAUCUCAGGUCCGUCCACCGGUUCUGGAGACACUGAUCAUCGCACCCCCCGAAAGACGUUACCCACAGCUCGCAACUGUCAACAACCCCGACCAAUCGCAGGUCCGUCCACCGGUUCUGGAGACACUGAUCAUCGCACCCCCCGAAAGAACUUCACCACUUAGAGCAGUAAACGAUCCCGACAAAUCGCAGGUCCGUCCACUGGUAUUGGAGACACUGAUUAUCGCACCGCCCGAAAGACGUUACCCACCGCUCACAGCUGUCAACGAUGCUGACCAAUCGCACGUCCGUCCACCAAUCCUGGAAACACUUAUUAUCGCGCCACCAGAGAGGUGUUACCAACCACCAACCACGAUCGGUGAUGCUGACCCGUCGCAGUUGCUCGGCUACCCCGUUCAGUUCGUCCUCAAGUCUGGCAAGGUUGUGGAGUACAAGAUGAGCUUUGGGGCCCCAGCUUGGAUCAACAGCGUGUACCAAACAGUGCUGGCACUCCUUCAGAACCAAGUCGAGACACCUCUGGAGCUCCCUGCUGUGUCGUCCUACUAUGAGGAUGGUGUAUCCGGAUACUGUCGUGUCACCUACGAGGUACACUCGCUGACCGAUCUCCCCACUGAGACAGGACUUAUAACAUGACAAAGACCAAGCAUCUGGACGACUGCCAGCAACGCAACCACGUAGAUAGCGCGAGCGACACUCGGGGACACCCGCCGAUCGCAGGAAACACUUGGCCAACAACAUGCUUCCAUUACCUGUGGACGACGCCUCCGAGAACCGGCCAUUAGGCGGAACUCCAGAGGAUCUUAACACGUUGAAACCAGAGGGAACGGCUCACGAGGUCUCCUACUACCUCGUCAAUGGCAGGCUUCAUUGAGAGCGCCACAUGCGACAGCCUUCACCGUGCUACCCCUGAUCACCGGCCCGGCCCUAGUGCGGGCACAGCUUCAGCUCAAGCUGGCCAGCCAUCGAGCACCACCCAUGGAAACUACGCAUUUUGAUGGGAAGCCACGCACCUCACUCAAACUAAACAUGUCCGAGAUAGUCGGGUGCCUCAACGUAGCUGCCUACGGGGACCUGCUGGUUGAGCCCCAAGUGUUCACCCAGCUCCUCGACGAGGUGGCCGAGGAGCUCUCCACCUUCGAUCUCAACAUUGGGACCAAGAAGAUCCCUGCGCUCAUGCAGAAGCUUGUGCGCAUGGUCUCGCUUCUCAACACUGAACAGCUGAAGCAAGCCAUGCCUUUGUCCCUCCUCAACAGAACCAGCGAAUUGGAGC